CUGGAACACAUUUCCUUCGCCGCCAUUCCGUCCACGCCUCCUUCCCCUCAUCAUCCAUCGCCCAUGGCGGACGAUACCCUCGCGGCCCCGCAAGCCUCGUCACCAAAACCCUAAACCCUACCCGACCUCCAGUUCCGCCACCCUAAUUCGCACAUCCGGCGCGGCGGGCGCUUCCGCCGCCGCCGCCGCCGCCAUGGGGCCCCGUCGAGACGUCCGCUUCAUCUCCUCCGCCGUCAAGCUCCCGUGCGCCUCCCCGGCCCCGGACCCUGCCCCGGCGCACGCCCUCCUCUCCGCCGCGCUCCCGUUCGCGCACAUCGGCCGCGCCAUCGACGCUGCGGCCCGCCGCGUUGCCGCAUCGUUUCCCCGCGUCCCAGCCGCGCGGGCCGAGACGGCGGCCGCGCCCUUGCCGCGGAGGCACGGGAAGGACGGGGGCGGGGGCGAGGAGCGGGUGCUGAUCAGCGAGGUGGCGGUUCGCGGCAAGGACGGGGAGCCCCUGGAACGGCCCGAGCUGGAGGAGGCGGCCGCCGCGGCUCUGCGCGCGUGCCGCCCCAACGCUGCGCUCACGGUGCGGGAGGUGCAGGAGGAUGUGCACCGCGUCGUGGAGAGCGGCCUCUUCCGCUCCUGUAUGCCUGUCGCGGUCGACACCCGUGACGGCAUUCGCCUUGUCUUUGAGGUGGAGCCGAACCAGGACUUCCAUGGUCUGGUCUGUGAGGGUGCCAACAUGCUGCCUUCCAAGUUCCUGGAUGACUCAUUUCGUGAUCGACAUGGGAAAAUAAUCAACAUAAGACAUUUAGAUCAAGUGAUAAAAUCUGUUAAUGGAUGGUAUCAGGAGCGUGGUCUUACUGGCAUGGUUUCCUAUGCUGAGAUCCUUUCUGGAGGAAUUCUGAGGUUACAAGUUUCUGAAGCCGAGGUUAAUAAUAUCAAUAUUCGCUUUCUCGAUAGAAGAACUGGUGAACCAACUAUUGGAAAGACACAACCAGAUACAAUACUCCGGCAACUUACCACCAAGAAGGGUCAGGCUUACAAUAGAGCACAAGUGAAAAGAGAUGUGGAAACAAUACUUACUAUGGGAAUUAUGGAGGAUGUUACAAUAAUUCCACAGCCAGUUGGAGAUUCUAAUAAAGUUGAUCUUGUCAUGAAUCUUGUUGAGCGCCCUUCUGGUGGUUUCUCUGCUGGUGGUGGCAUUUCAAGUGGGAUAACAAAUGGGCCUCUUUCUGGGCUAAUUGGCAGCUUUGCAUAUUCUCAUCGGAAUGUUUUUGGGAGGAACAAGAAGUUGAAUCUUUCACUAGAGAGGGGCCAAAUAGAUUCUAUAUUUCGUUUAAACUACACUGACCCCUGGAUUGACGGUGACAAUAAGAGGACCUCCAGAACAGUCAUGGUUCAGAACUCUAGGACUCCAGGAACACUUAUCCAUGGUGGGGACCAUCCUGACCAUGGGGCUAUCAUAAUUGGACGAGUAACUGCUGGCAUUGAAUAUAGUCGACCAUUCAGGCCUAAAUGGAGUGGUACACUUGGUUUGAUAUUCCAGCAUGCUGGUGCUCGUGAUGACAAAGGCAACCCAGUGAUCAGAGAUUCCUAUAACAGCCAGUUAACUGCCAGCGGAAAUCCUUAUGAUGACACAGUACUCGCUAAGCUUGAAGGUGUCUACACAGACUCUGGAGAUCAUAGCUCUACAAUGUUUGUUUUCAACGUCGAGCAAGGUCUGCCAAUUCUUCCAGAGUGGCUUAGUUUCAACAGAGUGACAGCACGUUUGAGACAGGGCUAUGAAAUUGGUCCUGCUAGACUUCUUCUGAGUGCUUCUGGAGGUCAUGUGGAGGGAAACUUUUCGCCACAUGAAGCAUUCGCAAUUGGUGGGACAAAUAGUGUAAGAGGAUAUGAAGAAGGUGCAGUUGGUUCUGGCCGUUCAUAUGCAGUUGGUAGUGGAGAAGUCUCUUGCCGCAUGUUUGGUCCAUUGGAAGGUGUGGUCUUUGGUGACUAUGGCAGUGAUCUUGGAUCUGGUCCAAAGGUUCCUGGUGACCCAGCAGGAGCCCGAGGGAAGCCAGGAAGUGGUUAUGGGUAUGGUGUCGGCAUCCGUGUGGAUUCCCCACUUGGACCUCUUAGACUUGAGUACGCCUUCAAUGAUAAACAAGCAAGACGAUUUCACUUUGGGGUUGGCCACAGAAAUUGACCUAUCCAAGCAGCUUUAAUCUGCGAUCCUACAUUUGAUUGUCUGAGAUUUGGCGCCUGGUAGAGGUAGUGUCAUUUCUUUCUUCCUCCUAUCUUUGCAAUGUUGAUACAAGUCUUGCAAAGCAAAUUUUGUUCAGCCCAGAAUGCCUUGUUGUAAUAUAUAGCUUUUUUCUUCUUUUUCUGUAUAAACGUUCCUGGAAGCUGAAUCAGAGAAAAGAGCUUCCAGCUGGUACAUCAGAGCGAGAUAUGAAAUUUGAGCGAGAAACAGAAAUUAGUGAAAAAUACUGUUCGCAGGAGA
Messenger RNA from Brachypodium distachyon (stiff brome), 2464 nucleotides. RefSeq names its product outer envelope protein 80, chloroplastic. Lineage: Eukaryota; Viridiplantae; Streptophyta; Magnoliopsida; Poales; Poaceae. The record is from RefSeq and is a predicted model, not a curated record. Bases 194 to 2167 code for a protein of 657 amino acids. Gene Ontology annotation, biological process: embryo development ending in seed dormancy; chloroplast organization. Gene Ontology annotation, cellular component: outer membrane. The transcript is spliced from 16 exons.